AUGGUCCAAAAAUCUCAAGUAUCUAUCCCCAUUCCAUCUCACCACUACGUAUGGGACAUGAAUUCAAAUAAUAAGAGUCCCCUAGAACUCGAUAGGGAAAGAGUUACUUGUCUUUUACUCAUCAACACUCAGCUUAUGAAGAAGACUAUAAAUAUUUAUCACAACGUUUUAAGUAACCAACAUUCUCUCCAACAGCUUCCCCAACAAGCAAGAAAAACAAUCAUUGAUCUGUAUCAAAACUGUACCAGAAGAAUACACUGCAACUUGACAGUAUUGUCAUACUUACAUGAAAAGUAUCAUGGAGCCCAGGGCCAACAACAGACGUCUCAAAAUCGGCCCACUUUUCCAGUUUUAAAUACGGCACCUCCAGACAUGCCAGAACUUAACCAGUUGUACAAUAAAUUACAGGAACUUUAUCCUGAGUCACAGUAUAUGAAAAUGAGACCCGACCCGAUGAGGGAACCUUCACAGUUUGAACUGCUGUCUACUUCUCCAUAUCCCCAAGCACAACGACCACAAUAUACACCUCCUAUAAACAAUGUUCCACAAGAUCAGAUUGCACCACGAAACAUAUCAGUAUCCAACAUGAAUGCCAUGAAUGCGGAUCAAGCGCCAAAUACAUUUCAGCAGGGUCAAAAUUAUUUAAACAACUUUAAUCAAGGAGUAAAUAAUCUCCCGAACAAUCAAAUACCAUCCCAGUCUCCCCGUCCAUCAAUGCAGGCUAUGUCUCCACUGCAGCUAUUUAAUAUCAAUAACUCCUCCUCAAACUUGGCCCCUACUUCAGGAAUGAUGGAUAUGAUUUGA
Molecule: messenger RNA, 804 nt
Organism: Priceomyces carsonii
Lineage: Eukaryota; Fungi; Ascomycota; Pichiomycetes; Serinales; Debaryomycetaceae
Exons: 1
Coding region: 1-804 (267 amino acids)
Source: RefSeq, a predicted model, not a curated record